This is a messenger RNA of Tuber aestivum (summer truffle), 3179 nucleotides long. The record is from the annotation of a GenBank genome assembly. Lineage: Eukaryota; Fungi; Ascomycota; Pezizomycetes; Pezizales; Tuberaceae.
ACGUACGAGAAUUUACCAUCUCUGGGUGUGCAAGAAACAUGUGGUUUGCUCAUCCUCUUGCAGUGCUUGGUGAUCAAAUCUUCUCUGGAGAGACGGCAGAAGGGGCCACUUUUCUCCCUCUACUUGUACCUUAUCGGUGUACCUUCUGCUGCCAAUUUUUUCUUCAGGACUUCUCGAAAUCCGCUCUUUUUUCCAAUGCUAGUUCUUGGAGUCUGUUCUUAUACGGCAAUUUAGCCCUGACCAACUCAUUGGUUUUUCCAUUCACUCAUAUCCUCCGACAUUUCCCCCCUUCGCUCACUCCCCUCCCUUCGACGAACACGAUACGAUAUACCAUACCUAUUUGGCCAGCAUAGCUCAGAAACGCCAUCAUUACCGCUUUCCCCUUGGUCGGCAUUGGAAUUUUCUUGGGUGAAGAACCGCAGAAGAGAAUUCCACUAAAAUGUCUCCGUACCGUCUACUUGCACCUCAUAUAUCGUUCACUUCUAGUACCCUGGAUCUGCUCAAUCGGAAUGGAAACGGCCGAAAUGUGAAUCCUGAUGGUGGUGCGCAAUCUCGUUCGGACUCUAGCUGGAUUAAUCUUCCAGUUAGAAGUUUGACUCAACGAUCACCGCCUGUUGCUUCACCGCGACCAACUUUCUAUCGGCAGAGCUCUGCGCAGUCGUCGGAUAUGUUGCUGCCGCCGUCGAGACAGGGGAGGCCUGAUUGUAGUGUGGACCAUGGGGGUUCGGCUUAUGGGCCCUUUGUUUCGCCGUUCGAUGAACCUCGGGCCCGGCCUGGAGCUAGUUCUCAUGAUCCCAUGGAUACCUUCAAUUCGCGGACAAUCAGUGAGAAAUACAGCUUUAUGCCUUCAGAUGGACUGUUAUUGUUCCCCACUGACAGAGAGGAUGAUGACGCGCUUCACGAUCCCUUAGAGGAGGAUUCGAAUGAGUGUGAUAUAUGGGCGAGGAGAGGAUUGGUUAACGUUGGGGCUCUGGCGUUUAUUGUUUUGGGAUCGUUGUGUUUGUUUAUUGGGUACCCGGUUUUGUAUGCUGUCAACCCUUAGCGCUCUCUUCGAACUCGUACUAAUUGCUUGCUUUUGCAGGACGUUUGUGCAAGAUGCUAUUAUAGAGCCCGAGAGUCCUUGUAAUUCUGGAGGGUUAUGUGUCGGUAACGGCCCGAUAGACUUGUUAAAGAAUGUCCGCCAUUCGUUAAUUGAUCCGGAUACCCCCGAGAGUGCGAGAACAAAGAAGUCUACCUCCGGGAAAGAGUAUAAGCUUGUGGUCAGUGAAUUCGCCUCGAAGGGACACAAGAAGUGGGAUUAUGAGGCUGAGAUGGCGUAGUUUUCGGAUGAAUUUAAUAAACCUGGAAGGACAUUCUAUCCCCAGGAUGACCCAUAUUGGUGUGCCGUCUGAUGUAUCGUGAUCAAUAUUUCUUGCUGACUGGUUACACAGGGAAGCUGUUGAUCUUCAUUAGUGAGUGUAGCUGGAUGGUUAGCGUUCGUGGUUUCUUUAUUAACCUUGAUCCCGUAGCACUUCAACUGGUGAUUUGGAAUGGUACGAUCCAGAUGCUAUCACCACUAGAGAUGGAUAUCUCGAGAUCGAAUUCGCCGCCUUUAGGAAUCACGAUUUGGAUUUUCGCUCGGGGAUGCUGCAGAGUUGGAAUAAGAUGUGUUUCAAGGGUGGGGUCAUUGAAGGUAUUUUUCCCGAUUCCCUUUCCAUUGAGUUCUCUCUAAUACGGAGCGCAGCAAGUAUUUCCCUUCCUGGACGUGGUGACGUUUCUGGCUUCUGGCCGGGCUUCUGGACUAUGGGUAACCUGGGUCGCCCGGGAUAUCUUGCUUCUACUGAAGGAAUGUGGCCCUACACUUAUCAUGAUGGCUGCGAUGCCGGUAUCACGGCAAAUCAGUCAAGCCCUGAUGGUAUCAGUUUCCUCUCGGGGAUGAAACUUCCCGCGUGUACUUGUGCCGACGAGGAUCACCCGAGCCCUGGAAAAUCUAGAUCUGCCCCUGAAAUAGAUGCUAUUGAAGCAAGUGCUGGAGCUAUAGACAAGGAGGGAAAGAUCAUUGUUGGGUCGGCUUCUCAGUCGGCUCAAGUCGCACCUUUCGAUCUGUGGUAUCAGCCGGAUUACGACCAUGUUGCCGUCUAUCACCCCGAGUUUACUUCCAUGAAUACAUAUCGUGGUGGGUUCCUCCAGGAAGCCAUAUCUGGUAUUACUAUUUUGAAUAAUGACUGGUACGAUGGGAAGCAGUAUCAAACGUAUGGGUUUGAGUAUGAGCCGGGCAGUGAGGGGAUGAUUGAAUGGAAUAUCGGGGAUUUGAAGACAUGGAGGAUGAAUGCCGCUGCUACUGGGCCCAACGGCAAUAUCGGGCAGCGACCAAUCUCAAAUGAGCCCAUGGCCGUUAUUUUCAACGUGGGGAUGGGAUCUUGGUCCGCGCACAAUGAUAUUCCCGAGAUCAACAAGUUACUCCCGGCGAAAAUGAGGGUUGAUUGGUACGUGAUUUCUUAGUGUUGUGGGUUUUUAGCUUACUCAUUUUUCCCACUAGGAUCCGUAUUUGGCAGGAUGAGGAUUGCGAAGACUGCUCCAUUACUUGUGAUCCGCCUGGAUACCCUACAACGGGGUAUAUCGAGGAUCACCUUGAAGCAUUUACGGACCCGAAUCUGACAAACUGGGCCUCGGCGAAGUAUGAGUGGCCGAGAAACUCAUUUACAAAUCAAUGCGCAUGAUUAACUUAUCCCCUCUUCCCUCUUUCCUCGCCUUUUCUCCCAUCUGUUGUGAUUACUUUUUUCAGUCUUAUUGCAUCCUAGAAAAGCAUUUCAUCGCCUUAUAAUAUUACACCCUUUCACCUUUUUUUUCUCUCUUCUCGUGGUGGGCUUUUAUUUUCUUUCCUAGACGGUGCAGGACUUUUGCUUACUAUAGUUCCUUGUUUAUAUGUAUAUAUACACGAUAUUUGUUUAUAUCAUAGCGAAUGGGUUAGAUGUCUGCAUGUGUGGAAUGGGUGAAAAUGGCUUGGCGUUGGUAAGGCGGGGAAAAGCAAAGGAGGGAAAGGAAAGGAACGGAAAGGAAGGAGGGAUGGGAUAUGGUAUGCUAGGAAGGGUUAGCUGGUUUCCAUUUCUUUCGGGGAGGCGGAUUGUGCAAUGGUUUUCCAUGUAUAUACUUAGGGCCUGUUUGGUUUAUGAUGGUUCCGCACAGGACCGUUCCGUUGU